AACACGAAGACAGGAAGAGCACGCGGGCUGUUGUUGUUAAAACGUUAUAACGUCCGGGAGAUGCCAGCUCUCUGACUGUUUUCUCAGACGGCAUGGCUUCGCUGUCAUGGCUGGGAGACCUGAGCAGAUUCGCUCUGUCACCGUCAAACCUCGCGCCUUUGCUUCUCUUCUUCGCGGUGUUUUAUUUGGCUAGUUUUUACCAGAAGCGGCGGAGCGUCUACAGGAACAUCCCUCCAGGUCCCCAGCCGUGGCCGGUGGUCGGGAACUUCGGUGGUCUGCUGGUGCCUCCCUUCAUCAGGAGGAGGUUCGGACAGACCCCCGACCCGAACAUUGGAGUCAUGGAGGCUCUAACGUCGCAAGCCCAGGUUUACGGGAACAUCUACAGCCUGUUCGUAGGCAGCCAGCUGCUCGUUGUCCUGAACGGCUACGAUGCGGUGAGGGAUGCCCUGUCAAACCAUCCAGAGGUUUUCUCUGACCGUCCAGAUGUUCCUACUAUCUCCAUACUCACUAAACGCAAAGGAAUCGUGUUUGCACCUUAUGGGCCGGUCUGGAGGAAGCAGCGGAAGUUCUGCCACUCCACCCUCAGGAACUUCGGCCUGGGAAGGUUAAGUUUGGAGCCCUGCAUCCAGCAGGGCGUGGCUUCCGUCAAAGCGGAGCUAAUGAGACUGAGCGAAGAGCGUGGCGGCUCUGGCGUGGACCCCGCCAAGCUGAUCGGCAACGCUGUGUCGAAUGUCAUCUGCUCCCUGAUCCUGGGUCAGCGCUUCCAUCACGAGGACCCCGAGUUCCGCACCAUCCUGGACCUGAUGGCUCGGGGUCUGGAGAUCUGCAUAAACAGUCCGGCGGUCCUCAUCAACAUCUUCCCUCUGCUCUACUAUCUGCCUUUUGGGGUCUUUAAGGAGCUACGGCAGGUGGAAAGAGACAUCACCGUGUUCCUGAAGAAGAUCAUCGGAAACCACAGCCAGACGUUGGACCCAAACAACCCCAGGGAUCUCACCGACAUGUACCUGAUGGAGAUGUUAGCGCAGCAGGCUGCAGGAGAGGAGGACAGCAGCUUCACAGAGGACUAUCUGUUUUACAUAAUAGGAGACCUCUUCAUAGCUGGAACCGACACCACCACCAAUUCAGUUCUCUGGGUUCUACUUUACAUGGUUCUCUACCCCGAUAUCCAAGGACCGGUGUGGUCUCCAGGUCGCCGGGUGUGCAUGGGCGAGCAGCUGGCUAAGAUGGAGCUCUUCCUGACCGUCACCGGUCUGCUGCAGGCCUUCCGGUUCCGGCUCCCAGACGGGGAAGCUGCUCCGUCUCUUCAGGGGCGGUUCGGCCUGACGCUGGCUCCCUGUCCCUUCGCCGUGUGUGUGACCGCUCGGGGGGAAGAUGGUUUCAGCUAGAAGGUCUGCUGGGACGUUUAAGGACCUCUAAGAAGACUCAACUCAGGAUUU
Messenger RNA from Cyprinodon variegatus (sheepshead minnow), 1436 nucleotides. RefSeq names its product cytochrome P450 2U1 (gene cyp2u1). Lineage: Eukaryota; Metazoa; Chordata; Actinopteri; Cyprinodontiformes; Cyprinodontidae. Bases 93 to 1385 code for a protein of 430 amino acids. Gene Ontology annotation, cellular component: cytoplasm; intracellular membrane-bounded organelle. The record is from RefSeq and is a predicted model, not a curated record. The transcript is spliced from 3 exons. Gene Ontology annotation, biological process: xenobiotic metabolic process. Gene Ontology annotation, molecular function: heme binding; oxidoreductase activity, acting on paired donors, with incorporation or reduction of molecular oxygen, reduced flavin or flavoprotein as one donor, and incorporation of one atom of oxygen; iron ion binding.